Messenger RNA from Thalassophryne amazonica, 2247 nucleotides. RefSeq names its product hematopoietic cell-specific Lyn substrate 1 (gene hcls1). Gene Ontology annotation, molecular function: actin filament binding. Bases 109 to 1635 code for a protein of 508 amino acids. The record is from RefSeq and is a predicted model, not a curated record. Gene Ontology annotation, cellular component: site of polarized growth; actin filament; plasma membrane. Gene Ontology annotation, biological process: regulation of actin filament polymerization. Lineage: Eukaryota; Metazoa; Chordata; Actinopteri; Batrachoidiformes; Batrachoididae. The transcript is spliced from 16 exons.
CGUUCAUGUUUGCGGAAUCCGCGUUCACUUCUGCAAAGUGUCGGAGGUUUGAGCACAACUGUAGCAGCGGACAAAAAGUAUAAAUAAAAAGAAACUGGGGAGUGAAAGAUGUGGAAGUCGGUGGUGGGUCACAAUGUGAAGAUGAAGGUGGAUGCAGAGGGGGAUGACUGGGAGACGGACCCGGACUUUGAGAAUGACAUCUCGGAGCAGGAGCAGCGGUGGGGAGCCAAGACGGUCGAAGGCUCUGGACGCCCACAGCACAUCAGCAUUGCAGAGCUCAGAAACAAAGUCUCAGUGGAACACGAGCAGGUGAAGCAGAAGGAAGACAGCAAGAAUCCCAAAGCAUCCUAUGGCUACGGAGGCAGGUUCGGAGUGGAAAAGGACAGAAUGGACAAGGUGGCCGUGGGUCACAACUAUGUGGCCCAAGUUGAGCAACACUCCUCCCAGACCGACGCUGCACGAGGGUUCGGUGGGAAAUUUGGUGUUCAGAAAGACAGAGUGGACAAGGUGAGAAGAUGGACUCCGCCCAUGGGCUUCGAAUAUAAAGCCGAAGUGACCCAGCACGCCUCUCAGAAAGACUAUUCAAAGGGAUUCGGAGGAAAAUACGGAGUGGAGAAGGAAAAGGUGGACAAGGUCGCAGUGGGAUACGACUACACGGGAAAGACGGAGAAGCACCAGUCACAAAAAGAUUUGGAGGAAAGAGGAAAGUACGGUGUGGAGAUGGACAAAAUGGACAAAGCUGCUUUGGGCUACAACUAUAUUGGAGAAACAGAGAAGCACCAGUCACAGAAAGAUUACUCAAAGGGGUUUGGUGGUAAAUUUGGUGUUGAGGAGGACAAAGUGGACAAAGCCGCUCUGCGUUACGAUUAUAAAGGAGAGACGGAGAAACAUCAGUCACAGAAAGAUUACUCUGCAGGUUUUGGAGGCCGUUAUGGCAUACAGUCAGACCGCAUGGAUAAGAGCGCCGCUGGCUUCUCCGACAUGGACUCUCCGACCUCUGCUUAUGAGAAGACGCAGCCGUUUGAGGCCUCGAGCAUCGGCGCAGAAAACCUCAAGCAGCGUUUUGAGAGCAUGGCCAAGACUUCAGGUGAGGAGCAGAAGAAGAAAGCAGAAGAGGAGCGAGCGAGGAGACAGGCCAGAGAGAAGCGAGAACAAGAGGAGGCCAGACGGCGACAGCAGCAGAAGAGAGAGAGAGAGGAAGAAACUGCUCCACCACCUGUUCCAGCUGCAGCUCCAGAGUAUGACCGCGUACUCCCAGAAAUCCACCAGCACCUCCAGGUCACCGAGGAGCCGGAGGGGGAACCAGAGUACGAGGAGCCACCAGCUUUGCCGCCACGCUCAGCUGAUUUCCUGGAUGAUGUCCUGCUACCCGCAGCGGAGGAGGAUGACGACGGGCUGUACGAGGACUUCACCGAACCUCCUCCACCAGCAGAUCUGGAUAAUGACUAUGAAGAUAUUUGCGGUCAGAAAGCUGUUGCCAUUUACGAUUAUCAAGGAGAGGCAGACGACGAGAUCUCCUUCAAUCCAGAUGACAUCAUCACCAACAUUGAGAUGAUCGAUGAGGGCUGGUGGAGAGGGGAGUGUCACGGACAUGCUGGGCUUUUCCCGGCCGCUUACGUUAAACUGAUGGAGUGAGCAGCGGCUCUCUGCAGGGACAAGACCCCAUGAACUUUCUGACCGGUCUUCCACAGCUUGUCCCAGAUGCAGCCUUGGAUCCAGCCAGUUUCCAUCUGUAUACUUUUCCAGGCUCUUAAACGGCAUGUUAUCGAGCUCUACAUUUAGCAAAAUAAAUAAACUUAAAAAUUCACCUUUUCUGAUACAGUAAGUAUGAAUUCAUGUGAGCAACAACUUUUGCAGUUAACAUUUAAUCAGGUAGUGCUUCACAUCACUGUUGCUGCACUAAAUCUUCAAAUAGACACUUCUAAUUGUACACGAUAUAACAUCAGACCUAGUCCUGGUUCUUCUAGUGGAAACGUGCACAGCACCUGUUGAGAUAACGUACUCGGUCCCUGUGUUUGCAAACGACAGAUUCUCGGGUCGCGUUUUACUUUGCGACACCUCGAUUAUGGACUUGCAUCUCUGUGACGGCAAGCGUCUGAUUGCAGUACAACCGCUACACACUGUACCUGCAGUUAACCUGUUUGAGUCAAUAAAACAUUGCAGCUUAUAUGUGCAAUUUGUGGGUUGAGGUUACUGUUGUGAACUUGAUACGGUAUGCAAAACAUAUAAAGGGAAAAUGAACAAAAA